This is a messenger RNA of Zychaea mexicana, 1683 nucleotides long. RefSeq lists its product as uncharacterized. NCBI's taxonomy places the organism in Eukaryota, Fungi, Mucoromycota, Mucoromycetes, Mucorales, Lichtheimiaceae. The transcript is spliced from 5 exons. Bases 1 to 1683 code for a protein of 560 amino acids. The record is from RefSeq and is a predicted model, not a curated record.
AUGGGAAGACUUCAAGACAAUCAGUAUGGAUCAUCUGCGCGAUCAAGAUAUAAAACGCAAAAAUCGCCCAAUGGCAAAGAUGAGCUGAUGCAACGCUUUUGUCCACCGCUCGAUCCGACGUUAAUCGAAGCAAUUUGGAACGACGGUCAACAGUACGAUACCUGUGUACCAAUAUUGACAGAGCUUGCACGUGAAGCAGAUAAAGCUCUUGAAAUCGAACAAGUUCAAGCAGUAGCAGCAGCAGCUUGCACUGACGAACGAGAAGACUCCAAAUCGACGUCCAUUGACAAUAGCAACUGUAGUAGCGAUGAUGGGGAUGUGCAGCAGAACCUCGACUUUUUGAUGGUGUGCUUCCCUGCAGUGAGUCGUGCAGCGCUUCUCCAAACGCUAGAAGAACAAGAUAAUAAUGUCGGAAGUGCGACGGAUAUACUACUAAACGACGCUUAUCUCGAAUCGGAUGUUGCAUUAAUGUCGGAAAACAGCACCAACAGUUCCAACGGAGAGGACGACGAACUAUCGUAUCAAACGGCUCUUCGACUCGAUCGAAUGGAAAAGAGAAGGGCAAAGAAAAAGGCCGAGAAGAAGGAUAAGGGUGUCAUUUGGUCUACUGGAAAACUUCCACUUGCGUCGUCCUCGUCGAUGUUGAAUGACCAAGAGAACGGGUUGACGGCGCUACCUACAACGAAUGCUUGGAGCCAAUAUGAUGGACAAGUGGAUGACAUACACAAGGCAUUCCCAGCUGCCUCCCGAAUAAUAAUUCUCGGCUGUGUGAAACAAUGUCAUGGAAAUGUGAUAGCAUCUGUAAGACAGCUUAUGCGAAAAAAUCCAAGAUUAAAGCCAGUGCUUCCUUGGGCCGUUAUGAGCGAAAUGGAUCAAGUGAAAGAUGCUGUCAAGGCUAUCAUCAUGGACCGAUCGCCAGAAGAGAUCCAUCGGAUCGUUACCGGUGUUAUUGUUGCUUCUGCAAACAGCUCGGAUGAUGGUGCUGCGGCAAAACCUACUGUCGAAAAAAUGACACAGACGGCGUGCGAUUUUGCCCUCACUUUUGAUCGACAUCAACAAGAGCUGGCGGAAAGAAUGGCCUUGCUUCGCAUACAAAAGUCUGACACCACGGCCACCACUGAUUUGCCUGCUGUUCCAGAGUAUCUCUUGAUCGACAAUGUCGAAACUUACAAAGAGGACGAUCCGGAAACGUGUCGCGAUAAUGCAAUAGAGCUGAUCACGCAUCGCAAUGCUCUUUUCCGUAAAGCAGCAGAAGCUUAUCGAAGAACGAAAAACAAAGGGCCUGGAGAAGGAGGAAUAGCUUUCUAUUAUUCUAAUGAGGCUCGGCAAUUGGAUGAUCGGGCGAAGAACUGGAAUUUGAGGGCUGCACGGGCUCUUGUACGAGACCAGAGGAUACGGGAACAGGAUGAUCACCUGGUGGAUUUACACGGUCUUACCGUUGCCGAAGCCCAAGUUCUUCUCAAAGAAGCUGUAAAUCAGUGGUGGUCACGAAGCCAGAUGCAAAUAGGUCGACGUGGUAUAAAACCACUCAAAAUCGUAACGGGUGUCGGUAAACACUCUCAAUAUGGAGAGUCGAAGCUGUUACCGAGUGCACUCAAGCUACUAAAACGCGAUGGUUGGCGUACCGAGGUGCCUUAUCCAGGACGCAUCUUAGUCAAGGGACCAACAAGCGCAAAUCAGUAG